Messenger RNA from Amoebophrya sp. A25, 1318 nucleotides. The record is from the annotation of a GenBank genome assembly. NCBI's taxonomy places the organism in Eukaryota, Dinophyceae, Syndiniales, Amoebophryaceae.
CUACAGAGAAAAAGUCCUUGUGUAUUUUUGGAGAAUGAAUAUCAACAAAAGCAGCUACUUGCAAAGAUAGAUGUUUGUUGUCACCUGUAAGAGAUUGAUAACUAGAACUUGAUUUAUUAGCGUAGGCAUGGGGAGAAGUACUAAAACUACCAGGCAGAGAACUAAUAGCUUGUACUAGUCAGAGUCGUGCGAAUAUGCUAAUAUCAGCAUUCGGCUGAUCACGUCCUCGAGUAGUAAAUAGGAGGCUUUGCUAUUUCAGACGGUUAAUGACUCGCCACAGAUAUUUUCUUGUUGAAGUGAAGAUAUAUUUACUUACUAAAAGUUAGAACUGAAGAAUAAGUGUCUUCUCAUGUUUUCAAGGAAUUCAAUAUCUCUUUUGUCUACGGUCUACCUGAAUAUAGAAGAACUAGAGUGGUUUUCUUGUGAGAAAAGUAUGAAUAUGUACUUACUACAACUUGAGGACAUCACGUAUUUGAAAGGUUUUAAUAAGUGAGGAAGAACUCCGGCCCAAUAUGGAAUGGCAAUAUCGGACAGACUUAUGAAAUAUAAAAUAAUCUAGGAGGAUCUAAGUCUUACAGGUUUCAACUCUGGAGAUAGUGAAUUUAUGAAGUCGCGUUAAAAGAAAUCAUUAGCAGACUUGGGAGCAAUGAAGUAAAAGCAGCAAUAAGAAUAAUAGAGGUUCAGGAUUUGCGUUGAGUUAUAAAUCUUCGUGCGACUCUGGAUUACAGUUAGUAACGUCACUAGAUUUAUUAAAGAGUCGGCUGAAGAACUAACUGGACUGAUUUUUCGCACAAUUAGGUCAGUCAAGAUUCGCACAGACAAGCAAAGCGGUCGCAUCUACACCAAGAAUUCGAGAAUGUAAAGAUGAGUGCCUAGAAGUAAAGGUCAGCCCACUGCUGUCGUAAGUAGAUGUAAAACAUUCCUACGAAAGGUCCGCUGUUGUAGUUGCACAGAAAGCUAGUUAGAGUCAACUACCGCAGUGAUCGUGGUCAGCACUUCAGAUGACAUUGCUAAUUAAUAUAGUUGCCCUCAAGUAGUGACGAAAAAAAAAGUUCUAUCCGUCUCUUUUGAAGAGUAGCCUCAGACCCAGCGGCAGUAGGUAUCCUUCCCGGGGAGAAUAGAAUUGCAAUAUCUCGAUGACGAAUAGUACGCCACUACUAAAGGCUAGAACGCCGCAAACAAGCAACACCCCAACCAUGGAUCAUGCGCGAUGAAUGUUUAUCAAAGUCAUUGGGUUCUACAGCAAGUAUUGAUGCCUGUGCGCUUAAGCGUGAGUGUCUUGAUGAUAACAAAGCGGCAGACGGGGAUGGCAUACGCU